Lottia gigantea (owl limpet) is the source of this 1359-nucleotide messenger RNA. RefSeq lists its product as hypothetical. Gene Ontology annotation, cellular component: nucleus. Gene Ontology annotation, biological process: regulation of transcription by RNA polymerase II. The record is from RefSeq and is a predicted model, not a curated record. The coding region runs from base 1 to 1359 and encodes 452 amino acids. Gene Ontology annotation, molecular function: RNA polymerase II cis-regulatory region sequence-specific DNA binding; DNA-binding transcription factor activity, RNA polymerase II-specific. NCBI's taxonomy places the organism in Eukaryota, Metazoa, Mollusca, Gastropoda, Lottiidae. The transcript has a single exon.
AUGAACACUGCCCAAUUGAAUUCCUCAAUGAUGGGCGAUGAAAUGAGUGAUCCAAGCUCACCUGAGAGUACUUUUGAUGCAGCUGAACUUCUUCAUGGAGCAGUUACUGAUGAAGUAACUGCUCAGCUUGCAGCUGCAGGAACUGUUGGAAUUGCUGCUGCAACAGCUAUAGCCUCUGGACGUAGAAAAGGUCAUCCCCACCAAUUCGAAACAAAUCCCUCGAGACGGAAGAGACUACAAACACGUCUUUUAAGAAAAUUACGGAGUACAAUAGAAGAGUAUACAACAAGAGUUGGACAGCAAGCUAUUGUUUUAUGUUGUACUCCUGGCAGACCAUCCAAUUCAAAUAGUUCCUUUAAAGUUUUCGGGUCCCAACCUUUAGAGAAUGUUUUGAGAAACUCAAAAUCAGUAAUCAUGAGUGAUUUAGAGGCAAUGUUGCAACAGGAAGCACCACAGACAGGAAUGGAUACAACGUCUCAGCUUCACGAGUUACCUCCUUUGGUUUUAGAUGGAAUUCCAACACAGCUUGAAAAAAUGACUCAGGCACAACUCCGAAAUUUUAUUCCUGAAAUGUUAAAAUACUCGACUGGAAGAAGUAAACCUGGCUGGGGUAAACCUGAAUUUAGACCAGUCUGGUGGCCAAUAGAUCUACCAUGGGCUAAUGUUAGAAGUGAUGCUAGAACAGAUGAGGAUAAACAACGGGUGUCCUGGACGGAAGCUUUACGAACCAUAGUUAAAAAUUGCUACAAACAUCAUGGAAGGGAUGAUCUUUUGAACAUUUUUAAUGACAAUCAUUCUGUUCAGCAAGCUGCAACAGUGAAUUAUGCUAGUACCAUGUAUCAGACAAUUAACAAUCCUGAUGGUACUGUCUCAAUCAUUCAUAUAGAAACCGGUCCCAAUGGUAAUCCUGUAGUCACCUUACCUGAUGGUACCCAAGCAACUGUUGUCCAUGCAGUUCAAGGUCACACACAGCAGGAAGCAACCCAAGCAGUCCAGACUCUGGCAGAUGUGGCGACAAAUCAACCAGAAGAUGGCACUGCUACUGUACAACAAGUUGGUAUAGAAAUGGCAGAAGGGCAACAGGUUUCAACGGUAGCAGGAGCCACUAUAAACCAGAAUGGGCAACUUAUUUUAACAGGAGAUGCAUCAGUGGGAGGUUUUGUUACAAUACCAGCUUCAGUUUAUCAAACUGUAACAACCAGUUUGGGUAACAUUCAAGGUGAUGGUCUUCAUCAAAAUAUUCAAGUAGCAAUGGCACCAACUAUAACAUUAAAGUCAGAAAUUCCUGAUCUUCCACCUGCUGUUGAAGACCAACAACAUCAACAACAACAAAUAGAUCAUUCCACAACCACAGUAUGA